CAUCCAGCUCAGAGAACAAAACCGCAUCAAAGAAAGGUAUGGCAGUCGAGUGGCGAGACGAACCACGGAGAAGUUUAGCGAAGAUCAGGAAUCUAUAUCUUACAAUCGGGAAGCGAUCACAGAGAAAUCAAAUUGAGUUAUCCUAGCUCGUAAAAGCGGUAUUGGAUAUUGGAUACUAUCAAGAUGGCCUUGGGGCAGAAAUAGCGGUUGAUUAGAUUUAUUGUUUUAUGCCGAAGAAACUCGGGACAUGUCCAAAAGCAGUAGAAGCUCGAGAAAGGCGGGCUGAGAAAAAACGGGAAGAGCGUGCUCAAAUAAUAAAAAAGGCCGAAGAUGAGUACUGGAAAGAUGAUGACAAACUUUUAAGUAGGAAGCAACAGAGAAAAGAAGAAAAAGAUUCAAAGCGUCAAGAACUAUUAGAAAAGAAGAAGGAAAAAGAAAAGCUAUAUAACGAAGAACUUGCGACAUUCAAGUCGGCCAAAUCAACCGCAAAUAAAGAGCAGCCAUCAAAGCUAACACAAGCCCAAAUUGCUGCUGCUCGUGAAAAGUUGGAAAGUCAGCUGUCAGCUCUGAACCAAACUUCCCAGAAAUCUGAGCCCGAAGAACUCAUUGCGAAUCCUAACCGAAUUGAGACGGAGGAUUUGGAAGCACGAACUGUUGAGGAAGCUAUAUCCAUUCUGAGUUUGGGCAAUGAAGGUGAUACUGAUAAACAUCCAGAAAAACGUCUAAAAGCUGCUUAUCAAGCCUUUGAAGAGCGUAUGAUGCCUCAGUUGAAAGCUGAAAAUCCAUCUAUGCGACAUUCACAACUCAAGCAGUUGAUAUUCAAAAUGUUUCAAACAUCACCAGAAAAUCCUAAAAAUCAACAAAAUGCCAGCUGCUAUAACGCUAAAUAG
This is a messenger RNA of Trichobilharzia regenti, 890 nucleotides long. The record is from the annotation of a GenBank genome assembly. Lineage: Eukaryota; Metazoa; Platyhelminthes; Trematoda; Strigeidida; Schistosomatidae.